GAGACAGAGUACUGGGCUAGAUAAGGGCAGACAAUGGGGAUAGCAAACCUAGCAUAGCGUGAAUUGGCAACUCAAGGCAUAGCAGACAUUACCCGCCAGACCAGUUACCGGUUCCCAGUCCCUCCCCAGCCACCUCGCAGCAAGCGCAGAACUCUCAGGUGAUCAGCAGCAUGAGCAACCAGGUGCCAGCCCUCACCAAGCCUGCCCCAGCCUUCAGUGGCACGGCAGUAGUGGGCGGGCAGUUCAAGGACAUCUCCCUUGAGGACUACAAGGGGAAGUACCUGGUCCUCUUCUUCUACCCUCUUGACUUCACCUUCGUCUGCCCCACCGAGAUCAUCGCCUUCUCUGAGCGUGCUGAGGAGUUCCAUAAGAUUGGCUGUGAGGUCGUUGCCUGCUCCACCGACUCCCACUUCUCUCAUCUGGCCUGGGUAAACACACCGCGCAAGGAAGGUGGCUUGGGACAAAUGAACAUUCCUCUCCUGGCAGAUAAGUCCAUGGAGAUCUCUAAGGCCUAUGGUGUGCUGAAGGACGAUGCUGGCUUGUCCUUCCGAGGGCUCUUCAUCAUUGACGACAAACAGAAUCUACGACAGAUCACCAUCAAUGAUUUGCCAGUUGGCCGCGAUGUUGAUGAGACUCUGCGUCUUGUCCAAGCCUUCCAGUUUGUUGACAAGCACGGAGAAGUGUGCCCAGCUGGGUGGAAGCCUGGCAGCAAGUCGAUGAAAGCAGACCCUGUCGGCAGCAAGGAAUAUUUCAAGGCUGUGAACUGAGCUGCAGCUGUUCAGUAGUUUGUCUACCUAUGUACUCUCGGGAUUCCAGAAAUGAUUAAUGAUAGCAAUGUACUGAAUAGUGAAUGUGUAAUGAAUGAAAUUGAUGCUUUUUUUUUUAGUUUGUGUUACAGGUUGAUACUUUUUUGUGUAGUUUGAGUAAUUGAAAUACAAUUAAAGUUAUGAAUGUUAAUAUAUUUUUUUGUCAUGUUCUUGUCACACGGUCAGUACUUUUAUGUAUAGCACUAAAUGUUCUUUUCUAUUUUUUGCUUAAUUCCAAUUCAGUGUUUUGCUUUAAUUCCAAAACUAAGCCAUCAAAAAAUUAUGAAUGUCUCUGAAAUCUAGACCCUCUUUUUACUUUGAUAUUAGAACUACAUUAUCAAAAUAUUAAAAACAAAGAAAUAAUUUUUUUUUAAACUGAAAAAAAUCUAUUCAUUCUUUUGUCCUUUCAUUACAAGGUCAGUAGUUUUCUGCAGGAUAUUUUAGGUCAGUAACUUGUGUAGCAUUAAAUGUUUUAGUUUAUUUGCCUUAGGAGUCACUGGUUACUGAGAACAAAGUGAGCAGCCAUGAAAUGAGGCUAUAAUGAAACAAUGUCCUUAAGUGUUUCCGAGUGCAGCUAACUAAGUGAAUGAUCUCCGCGGAAAUGAAUAAUAAAGAGUAGAAUUGUCUAA
This is a messenger RNA of Scylla paramamosain (green mud crab), 1435 nucleotides long. RefSeq names its product peroxiredoxin 2-like. The record is from RefSeq and is a predicted model, not a curated record. The transcript has 5 exons. NCBI's taxonomy places the organism in Eukaryota, Metazoa, Arthropoda, Malacostraca, Decapoda, Portunidae. Gene Ontology annotation, cellular component: cytosol. Gene Ontology annotation, biological process: hydrogen peroxide catabolic process; removal of superoxide radicals; cell redox homeostasis. Bases 171 to 767 code for a protein of 198 amino acids. Gene Ontology annotation, molecular function: thioredoxin peroxidase activity.